AGAAGUUAGCUUCCGUUAGCUGGUCAAUUUUAGCUCACGGAAAGCUGUAGAAGUUUGUGCGUAAUUACUGUUUUUAAAAAACAAAUUCAAAUGUAAUAUAUUAUUUCAAAACCAAAUCAUUAUCAUGGCUUCAUUUGGCUGGAAGAGGAAAGUUGGUGAGAAGGUUUCAAAGACAGCUGUGCAGCAGUUUGUGGCUGAAGCAGAGAAGCCAGAAGAUGCUGGAUCCAGGAAAGACGAGGAGGUGGACUGGCUGCACGCCAUCAAAAGACGGAAGGAAAUCCUGCUGGAAGACUGUGCAGCCAAGAGCAAGAGGCUGAAGGAUGAAGGUGCAGAGCUGGCUGAGCACGGCAGGCACUGGGAGGCCAUUAAGAAGUUGGACGAGGCGAUUGAGCUGACUGCAGACAACCCGCUCCUGUAUGAGAUGAAGUCUCAGGUGCUGACCAUCCUACAGGAGGUGUUCCCUGCAGUGAAGGCAGCAGAGAUGGCCGUGAAGUUGCGCCCCCUGUGGUGGGAGGGCUGGCAGACUCUGGGCCGAGCUCAGCUCAACCUGGGAGAAGUCGACCUAGCCGUGAGGUCCUUCCAGGUGGCGAUCCACCUCUGCCCAUCUGAGCGCUCCCUGUGGCAGGAGGACCUGGAGUGGGCAUGGAGGUUACAGAAGCAGGAGUUGGCAACAAAAGAGAAGACCCGGCAAGAAGAGGAGACCAAAAACCAGAUCAUUAAUGCCCCAGAGCUGCAGCAGGACUUUGAUUUUGAGUCGGAUGAGGUGCUGGCCGCCUGCGUGGCUGUUGCUGAGCGGCAGACGCGCUACGAGGAGCUAAAGAGGACCACCGUGGUCAUGGACGCUGAGGGGAAUUUAAAAAAUGUUCUCAUUGGGGAAGGGGGAUCAGAGGAGCCAUCAACGGACACGUUUGUCAAAGCAAGAGGACUUUGAUUUGGUUCCAGCCGAAACGAUUGUCCUGGUAGAAUGAAAAAAUUGGACUGAACGCUAUUAUUUGUGUAAAUUUAAAAAUAAGAAACAAUUCAGAAGAAAAUAUGUGAACUGACAAAGUCUGGUUAUAGGUCUUCAUGCAACAGACUUAAAAAGUAUUACUGUUUUUGUAUAAUUUCAAUCCCUUUUGUGUGAUUGUGUUAAUGUGCAUGUAGACAUUUUACAUGUUUUGAAGCGAUGAACGCACAUCCUAGUUCUGUGUGUUUCCUCUGGAUAACACAAUUACUCAUUUAGCUAACAGCUUAUGUACACUAGGCUUACAUUAGCUUCUGAAACAGGAGACUUCCGCUUGGUUUAAACGCCUAUUUGCAAUUUGGGAUUAUUUAUCAAAUGUUACACAAUUUCUCCAGUCAAAAGCUCCAGUCAACACAUUUCCUUGUAGCUAAAGCAGUGAAAGGCUUUAAUGGAAAAAUAGAAAAAAGAAGAUUGAUUAAUCUCUCCAAAUACAUAUUCCACAGAAUUAAGGCAUAUCAACACAAAUCCAAACCAAGAAAAACAGGUGGUUUAACAGAGUACAAUGGUUCCUAUGUUAGUAGUUUUUUAAGGCUCUAAAUGUAAAUGACUUGCGAUAUUUUGUUGUGUUUGUUUGUAAGGCUCUGCUUAUUGUCAAGAAGUGUAUAAACCUGAAUAAAAAGGUAGAAUAGUU
Molecule: messenger RNA, 1634 nt
Organism: Eleginops maclovinus (Patagonian blennie)
Lineage: Eukaryota; Metazoa; Chordata; Actinopteri; Perciformes; Eleginopidae
Gene: ttc33
Product: tetratricopeptide repeat domain 33
Exons: 5
Coding region: 125-931 (268 amino acids)
Molecular function (GO): protein binding
Source: RefSeq, a predicted model, not a curated record